AUGGAUUCCUCCGGCUCUCAGGAGAAAAAACCCAUCCCGCGCUUCGCCAGCUUCAAGCCCCCGACAGCUCCUCCGCCCGCGGUCCAGCGACCCGAUCGCGACACCACUAAGAGAGAAGAGAAGGAGGGUUCCCGGCAUCGUUCCAGUCAUCAUUCCAGACAUAGAAGUCAUCGCGAUCGUUCGCGCUCGAAAGAACGGCGCCGAGAGCGAGAACACCUAGAUCAUCGUCAUGCCCGUCGAGAACCGGAACAUCGCCGUCGCGACACCCCCAAGGAACCGAGGGAUGCAACCCCCGGAUUCCGAUCGUCGUCUAAAGCCAAGGUGAAGGCGCCUGAAGAAGAUGUCCCUGAUUUAUACGUGAUCGAUCGCAAAGGCGACAAGUACAAUCUGAUCUAUGGUACCAUCUAUCGCUAUAGCAUUCCCCUCUAUCAUCGCGUCGGUCGAGGGAGUGUACUGGGCCUCCCUCCGAACUAUAAAAUCGACCGAAAUUCCGCUGAGGGCGAUGCGUUGGUUAUAAGGGCAGAUUCAUGGCGCUCCGAUACGUCCAAAACGAAAUCCAAGCGCAUACUGGCGGGCCUCCAUAAGCAACGACCGAAACUACUUCGAAUACGCCAAGCAUCUUCACCGAAUGAGGACACGGAUGCCACCAAAGACUUUCUACCUCUCAACGUUUCCGGUAGUCGACGAAAACAAGCAAACAUUGGCGAGAUCGAGUCGGACGAUGAAAAACACGCGUAUCGUUCAAUCCACGGUAAAGCCAAACCGGAAGACGACAUCCCGAGCGACUUAGAGGCCGUGUCGGACAGCGGGUCGAGUGAUGACGAAGCGGUUCGCGUCGAUCCAGAUCAGGAGAUCAAACAACGGAAUGUUGAACUGACAAGAGCCGUUGAGAAGAAGCCUAGCGAUGUUAGCACAUGGCUGCAGCUUAUCGAUCACCAAGAGACUCUUCUCCGGGGCGCUGGACGGGAAUCCAGCGCCUUGACUUAUGCCGAAAAGCAAAGCUUGGCCGAUAUCAAGCUUUCGCUGUAUGAAAAGGCCCUAAAAAGAUCCGGUCAAACUCCUGCCCGUGAUCGUUUACUCCUCGGACGACUGGAAGAAGGCGCAAAAUUGUGGGAUACGAAGAAGCUGUCCGCACAAUGGCAGGCCGUAUUGAAGUCGAACGCUCACUUCGUCAGUCUCUGGAUCAAGUACCUGGACUUUCGACAGACUGAAUUCCUGGAUUUUACCUACGAACAAUGUCUAACAACCUUCCUGGAGUGUUUAAGGCUCAAUCGGUCGGCUCCAGAUAAUCCCGGGAAAGCCCAUGUCCAAAUCUACCUUUUUCUCCGACUAACGGUCUUCAUUCGCGAGUCCGGGUUCACAGAACAUGCCGUUGGCCUUUGGCAAGCAACUCUAGAGAUUGCCUUCUUUCGGUCUCAAUCAUUAGACGCAGACUCACAGGGGAUAAUAUCGAUAUUGAUGGAAUUCUGGGAGUCGGAGAGUGCUCGCAUUGGCGAAGUUGGUGCAAAAGGCUGGGCUAAUGGCGGUGGUGCUCCUGCAGCCCCUAGAGUCUUCAAGCCAGAUUCACACGUCAAUCCAAAGGCAAUCUUCACAACAUGGGAAACCUGUGAAAGGGAGCGGAUUCUCAAUGCCCGACUUCCUGGUCGCAGCUUAGACGAAUCCGAAGAUGACGACCCUUUCCGAGUCAUCCUCUCAUCGGACCUCCAAGAGAUUGUAUCCUUAGUCUGGCACCUGAAUUCGGCUGAAGAAUUGGUCGACGCUUUUCUGUAUUUCUGCUGCCUCCCGCCUCUAAUAUCUCCGAGAAACCUGGAAACAACUGCCUGCUGGAUUGGUGAUAGCUUCUUGCAGAAUUAUCUCGCGGGUAGUGCACAAUCCAGUCUUGACGACUGGCUUCCCAAGGACUCUUCCAGUGCCGAUCAGCCAAUUCUCUUCCCUCAUCAAAAGUUCAUCCACACCGUUCAAACCCUUUUUGCCGACGAGGGGGCAUGGUUUGCGUCUUUGAGAUCAUGGGCUCAGGCGACGUUACAUAGGCGAUCCGAUAUCGACCCCGACUGGGCCCGGCGUGUUCUGAGGUUAUUAGUGGAGGCAAUGCCGGGCAAUGAGCUCAUAGCGGAGUAUACCAUUGCUGUAGAGUUCGCAUGCAGCAGCAAGGACGCCAAGAAGUACGCAAAAUCGUUGCUCAAGAAGCGGUCCUCUAGCUUGCGGCUCUACAAUUGCUACGCUCUCAUCGAGCGACGCUCAGGCAACCUGGCAGUUGCCGACCACGUCUGGGCGACCUCUCUCUCCAUGAGCAAGACAUUCUCGGAGAAGGACAAAGCUCAGAGCGUCCUAGUAUGGCAUACAUGGAUAUGGGAGUUGCUAGAAGCUCGAAAUAUAGCCCACGCCUCCCACCUUCUGCUGUCUAUGCCUGAGAACAGUGUCGACCCGAAGGUUUUCCCUGAUUUUUCCAGCCAGUCCACCAUCAGCCCAACCAGCUUUCUCAAGAUACAGAGUGAUCUGUCGGGAACACAGGAAACCGCCCUCGCCGCCGAGAACGCCGACCUUUUCGCUGCUUGCACCGAUUGUCUGGCCAUACUACUCUACCUCGCUCAUUCACUCGACCUCGUCAAAUCCCAAGAGGCAUACCUCAACGCCACCCGCAGACUCGAUGCAAUGCCAUCGCACACUGGCUCCUUCCGACCUUUCACCAUGGAACUCCUCCACCAGUCGCGCGCACGACUCCUCUACCACCACGUUCGCACCAGCACCCUCUACAAACCCUCAUACAUCCGAACUCUCUUAACCGAGAGCAUCUCAUUAUUCCCACACAACACCAUGUUCCUCUCCCUCUUCGCCUGGAACGAAUCUCGCUUCCGAAUCGAAGAACGCGUCAGAGACACCAUGAGAGACAUCACCACGCACCCCCAAGGCAGCGUCAGCGUCAGCGAAAACAGCAACGCCAACAAUCUCCUCACCACAACCCAAGUCCCCAUCACAUCGCAUCUCUUCUCCAUAUACACCGAACUCAGCCGACCCGUCCACGCCGGCUCAACCAUCCACUCUGCCCGAGCGGCCUUCGAAAAAGCCAUCACCGGCCAAGACAGGCCCUCUUCUACCCUCCAACCCUCCACAUCCACAUCCACAUCCAGCGCCCGCUCCAACCUCACCCUCUGGAAACUCUACAUCCUCUUCGAACUCUCGCACCACGACAUCCGUCGCGCCAAGGACGUCUUCUACCGCGGUAUGCGCGCCUGUCCGUGGUCCAAGGAACUCGUGAUGAUAGCGUUCAGCCAUCUCCGCGCGGACGUCAUCCGAGAACGACACUCUAGUACAUCCUCAUCGCCAGCACCACCUUCCGGUAAAAACGAAGGAAUGGGUUUCGACGAGCUCCGUCGCGUGUACAAUGUUCUCGUGGAGAAGGAGUUACGGAUCCACGUCGACAUCGAGGAUCUGUUGGAUAAAGUAGCGGCUAAGAUGCAGGAUCGGGCUGCGGCGUUGGGGAUCCCGAUUACGAUACCUGAGGAUGCAGAGAGUGAGGAUGAGAGGAUGGAGUUGUAG
This is a messenger RNA of Aspergillus affinis, 3537 nucleotides long. RefSeq lists its product as uncharacterized. NCBI's taxonomy places the organism in Eukaryota, Fungi, Ascomycota, Eurotiomycetes, Eurotiales, Aspergillaceae. Bases 1 to 3537 code for a protein of 1178 amino acids. Gene Ontology annotation, biological process: regulatory ncRNA-mediated post-transcriptional gene silencing; negative regulation of RNA catabolic process. Gene Ontology annotation, cellular component: catalytic step 2 spliceosome. Gene Ontology annotation, molecular function: protein binding. The record is from RefSeq and is a predicted model, not a curated record. The transcript has 3 exons.